This is a messenger RNA of Cylindrotheca closterium, 714 nucleotides long. The record is from the annotation of a GenBank genome assembly. NCBI's taxonomy places the organism in Eukaryota, Bacillariophyta, Bacillariophyceae, Bacillariales, Bacillariaceae.
AUGAAGUUGCUUCUCUCCAUAGCUUUGGCAUUGGUAGCCACCAAUCCUAUUGAGGCGCAAUGUGACUAUAAUUUUUGCGGCGGUGGUGUCACGAAUCCUACCACCAUCAUCACAUCUCCUGGUGGAACCCAAGCUCCCUGUGCUCUUAUUCAAACUGGCAUCAACCUUGGUCAGGUGAGCGCUGAGCAAUGUUUAGGUCUCCCGGAAAUCGAAAAAACCUGUUGUCCAGCAGAUGGAUCUACAGGUGGAGAUUCCGGGGCAACCACGCAAACUUGUUUUGUCUGUGACGGUGACGUGACCUUUAACGAAGAAAAAACGUGGCGUGGUGAGAAAAUCUGUGCUUCUUUUGAUACCUCUCUAGCAGCUCUCCCUUCCGGAACAGUGUGCGACGCAGCCAAAGGAGCCGCAAAUCUCAACUUGAACAUGCCUUCAUUUUGUGAGUGCGAAGGUGCAGUCGCCCCCAAUCUUUGCAGUGUUUGUGGUGACAAUCAAGACGUUAACAUGGAUGCCAUAGUUCCCGAUACGAAUGGCCAGAUUACGUGUUCCGCAGGUGUCGAUUAUGUCAAACAUCUCAAGAACGAAGCGGCGUGUUCAGUAUUUGUUACUGAUUCAGUCAAGGCAACAUGCUGCGCGGAGAAAUCUGGUGCGCUUGGCUUGGCAUUGAGUAGUUUUGCCACAGUAUUGAUGGUGGUUGGUCUUGCUGUUGCAAUUUGA